Molecule: messenger RNA, 1926 nt
Organism: Symbiodinium necroappetens
Lineage: Eukaryota; Dinophyceae; Suessiales; Symbiodiniaceae
Source: the annotation of a GenBank genome assembly
AUGGGCCCCUGGCUGGCCUUGUCCUUGGCCUUGGAUCUGGUGACCUGCUUUUUGCACUCGCCGGAGAUCCCACGGAGCAACGCCACGAUCUUGGCCUUCGGUGACUCUUUGACGGCCGCUGGAGCCGGCAGCAUUCCUUACGGAGUCUUCUUGGCCGAGAUCCUGGGAGUUCGGGUGGAGGUCCUGGGCGUCUGGGGCGAGACGUCCGAGCAUCGGGGCCUGAGGAUGCGACAGCGUAUUGUGAGCUUUCACGGUGCGAGGGCCCCAAGUGACCUGCCUGACGUGGUUCUGCUGCUGGGUGGCACAAACGACCUCAGCCAGGCCAUGCACGAGCUUGCUGCCUCCUGGGGCGCUGUCGUCGGGGUGCUUGCUUUGCCGCGUUUCGUCAACCCCAAGGUGGGGUCGGCUAGAAAGCUCUUUGCGGUGAACCAUGCCCUGGCCGAGCUUGAGCAAAACUACCGCUUCCCUUCCUUCUUCGUGAACUUAUCCGAAGUCUCGUCCAGGCACCUGUACGACGGUCUGCACUUCACAUCGGAUGGGUACCUGAUCAUGGCAGAGAUGAUUGCCCAGAAAGUCGGGCAGAUGGCCGCCGAUCCGAGCUUGAGGCAUGAUGUGCUCAGCAUGUUUGGUUUUGGCGCAGCCAGCAAGGCUUCUGGCACCAUGUCCGCGCCCGACCAGCUUCAGGAAGAGGUAUGGCAGGAUCGUGAGAUCAAGUUUGAUCAAAUGCCGCAGCUGCUCAAGCUGCGCAAGGGUGAGUUUCAGAUUGAUUCAAUAAAUUCAGUGGAGGACACCAAGGGUAACAACGGCGAGAGGGGCAUCCUCAUUGUUACCAACCUGAGGUUAAUAUGGACCUCAGCAAAGUACGCGAGGACCAACUUGAGUAUUGGCUUUAACUGUGUGUCGAGUGUGAACAUUCGCACCGUGAACUCCAAGCUUCGGGGCAACAGCCAGGCUUUGUAUGUCAUGACGCGAUUCAAUUCCACUCGGUUCGAGUUCAUCUUCACAUCCCUCGUCAAGCACAGCCCACGCCUUUUCACCACGGUUCAGGCUGUCUUCAAAAGCUAUGAAACCACGAAGCUGUACAGAGACUUGAAGCUGCGUGGGGCCAUCAUCCGAGACAAAGAGCUCGUCAUGUUGCCAAAUGAGCAGGUCUACGAGAAGAUCAAUGGUAUCUGGAACUUGUCCUCGGAUCAAGGCAACCUCGGCACCUUCAUCAUCACGAGUGUGCGCACGGUCUGGUUUGCCGUUUUGGCAGAGAACUUCAAUGUGUCCAUCCCGUACCUGCAGAUGAAGAGCAUCAAUGUCCGGAACUCCAAGUUUGGACAAGCGCUGGUCAUAGAGACCACGGCCUCCAGUGGAGGUUACAUCUUGGGUUUCCGCGCAGACCCGGUGGAGCACCUGGAGGAGGUGUAUACCCAGAUUCACAACCUAUGGAAGAUCUUCAGUGUAACACCGAUCUUUGGAGUUGAGUUCUCCGUGGAGGAUAAGCAGUCGGAUGGAAAAGAGAAUUUCGUGCCCAGACAGGAGGACGACGUGCAAAUUAUGGAGGGUGAUGAUAUCGAGCCUUGCUUGCUUUACCAGCCCGACGGUGAAAAGGAGAUCGACCGAGAGCCCAUCUACAACAACGAGCUUGGCCUCGCAGUGGAGCGGCUCAAGGAAGGCUCAACCAUCCAGCAGCUCUGGCAGAUCGCGCGGCUCAAGCCCGGCGUGGCCGAUCCAAGUUUCACCAUCCUCCCAGAAAAGAGCAGCGGCUUGUUCAUCGUUGUGGCUGGUUGCCAGCUUCAUUUGCACUGGCGCUGGCACUGGCACCGUGGCCAACCAAGCCGCGGCCUGCAUCGUUACAAGGACCACUCCCAAGUCGAAAGCCGCAAGGUGCUGAGCAGGCAGGUCCUCUUCAGCAUGUACAGCCCGGACGGCCUUCGGUGA